Molecule: messenger RNA, 3009 nt
Organism: Linum tenue
Lineage: Eukaryota; Viridiplantae; Streptophyta; Magnoliopsida; Malpighiales; Linaceae
Source: the annotation of a GenBank genome assembly
AUGUCUCCAUCAGGAACCAAUUUGUUUUCAUUACCACUACUACUUUUUCUUCAGUUCUGCUUCACCUUCUUCCAGAUCACCAACGUUGCUGCCUCCUCUCGAAUAGUUCUCGGCAACGAGACAGAUCGAAUGGCGUUGCUGGAGUUCAAGUCCAUGAUCUACAGCGACCCUCUGGGGUCGCUCCGAUCAUGGAACCCACUUCUAGUCAGGAUUCUGGACCUGCGCUCCCUAGAACUCGCGGGCUCCAUCUCGCCACACAUUGGCAACCUCAGCUUCCUGUGGGAGCUCACCCUCAUCAACAACAGUUUCAGCCAAGGAAUCCCUCCUGAAAUCGGCCAUAUGCGCAGAUUAAAACGGUUGUUCCUCGGCAACAACUCACUCACCGGUGAGAUCCCAUCCAACAUCUCUGCCUCCUCUGCUCUCACCAUUUUCCAUGUCGGAAAUAACAAACUGGUGGGAAGGUUGCCACUUCCGAGUACUUUGUGGAAUGCCAAGCUCCAAGGGUUUUGGGUGUACCGGAACAUGUUGACAGGAACCAUCCCUCCUUCUUUUGGCAACCUUUCGUCGCUCGAGAUACUUUCGCUAGGCCAGAAUCGACUGAGCGGGGCAGUUCCUGAUACACUAGGACGAUUCGAGCGUCUUGGGGUUCUGGAUCUAGCUCUCAACAACAUGUCCGGUGAAAUUCCUUCUCCCAUUUUCAACCUCUCUUCUCUGACAUAUCUAGCUUUCGGUCACAACCAAAUUCGUGGUGGUCUCCCCCACGACCUAGGAACGUCACUCCUGAAUCUUCAGAACUUGGAUGUGGAUUCUAAUGAGUUGACAGGAAGUGUUCCUGAUUCUUUAUCAAAUGCCACAAACUUGAUUACCCUGCAACUGCAGGGGAACCACUUCAGAGGGAGGAUGCCUUGCAUGGCAAGCUCCCUGAACCUGAGGCUCUUCCUGAUCAACCAGAACUCUCUGGGGAGUAAUGGGGAGUACUCUGACGAUCUGAAAUUCGUCUCUUGUUUGACCAAUGCCACUGGCCUGGAAGUCCUGUUCAUCGGUGACAACGAUUUUGGAGGCGAAUUUCCUGACAGCAUCACCAACCUGUCGACCAGCCUGAAGUUUCUGAACCUGACUGCCACCAAGAUAUCAGGAAGCAUUCCAGAUGGGAUACACAACCUUGUCAAUCUGCAGAUGUUUGAGGCAUCUCAUACUCGUCUCUCCGGUACGAUCUCGUCCAACAUUGGAGACUUAAAAUCCCUAGAGAGCUUGGAUUUGAGCCAUAACAACAUUUCAGGAUCCAUUCCGUCAGGUUUUGGAAACUUAACCAGGUUGGUUUUCCUGAGCCUAGCUGCUAACCAGAUACAGGGAGGAAUUCCUGCCACCAUUGGGAAUUGUCAGAAUCUGAUAGGUUUGGACCUUUCUGACAACAAUCUCAGUGGCGUCAUCCCCCAACAAGUCAUGGGGAUUACUUCUUUGGCACGUUUCCUGAACCUGUCUCACGAUCGUUUCUCAGGUGCUGUUUCUGCAGAAGUGGGAAACCUGAAGAACUUGGGUACAUUAGAUCUAUCUCAUAACAUAUUGUCAGGAAGUAUUCCUAACAGUCUUGGUAGUUGUGUCAGGUUGGAGUUAGUGAACUUACAAGAAAACCUCUUUCAAGGGCCAAUUCCUUCUUCUUUAAGUUCAUUGAAGGGCAUAGAACACUUUGAUGUCUCUGUCAAUAAUUUGUCAGGCAGAAUCCCGAAAUUUUUCGAGGACAUGAAAUAUAUGGAGGUUCUGAACAUGUCGUACAACGAUUUCGAGGGUGAAGUGCCACAAGGAGGAGUCUUGAAAAAUGGUAGCAUCAUUUCAAUCAUGGGAAAUAGCAAACUUUGUGGAGGUACUAAUUCAACAACCUUCCACUUCAGCCUUCCACCUUGUCACUUCAUGCCUCCAAAGAAGAAACUGAGUCAUAAGUGGAAGGUUGUUGUAUUAGUACUACUGAUCCUGCUUUCAAUAACCUUCAUGGGUUCUUGCUUGAUUGUAUUUUGGAUUAAAAAGAGAGGGAACCCAGAUACAGUUUCAGAUGGUGAUUCAGGAAUGCAGCAGCUAUCUUAUCAGAAUCUCUUCAAAGCUACAGAUGGCUUCUCAGAAACAAGUCUGAUCGGUUUGGGAAGCUUUGGCUCUGUGUACAAAGGAGUUCUUGACAAUGGAGGGAUGGUAGCUGUGAAGGUAUUCAAUCUUCAGCGUCGUGGAGCUGGUAAGAGUUUCGUGGCAGAGUGUGAAGCCCUGAAGAGCAUCAGGCACAGGAAUCUUGUCAGGAUCGUGACGGUGUGUUCAGGAAUCGAUCAUCGAGGGAAUGAUUUCAAGGCUCUAGUGUAUGAGUUCAUGGAGAAUGGAAGCUUGGAAGAUUGGCUGCAUCCUGUGGAGAAUAAUAGUGAUGAGACUUCAAGGAGCUUGAACUUCCGCCAGAGGUUAAAUAUUGCAGUCGACAUAGUUUAUGCAUUGGAUUAUCUUCACCAUCAAUGUGAAACGCCUAUUGUUCAUUGUGAUCUCAAGCCGAGUAACAUUCUUCUCGACGAGGAGAAGACAGGUCGUGUUGGCGAUUUCGGGCUAGCAAGAUUUCUUCUGUCAUCAUUCAACAAUCCUUCUGCAACGAGCUCGAUUUCGAGCUCCAUUGGCAUAAAGGGAACAGUUGGCUAUGCUCCACCAGAAUACGGUAUGGGAAAUGAAGUAUCGACACAAGGUGACGUGUACAGUUACGGGAUCCUGCUGCUUGAACUAUUCACCGGAAGAAGACCUACCGACGAGAUUUUCAGAGACGGUUUGAGCCUUCAGAACUUUGUCCAAAAUGGUUUAUCCCAACAGCAUCAGCUCCUGCAUGAAGUUUUGGAUCCGAUUCUGCUCAAUGAACUGCUCAUUGGUCGAGUAUCGGAGAAGGUCGCGACUUCAAUUCUCGAUAUAGGCGUCGCUUGUUCUUCAGACUCGCCGCAAGAGAGACCGAGUAUCAGUCAAGUCUUGGCAAGGCUAAAGAAGCCACUUGCUUAA